Scedosporium apiospermum is the source of this 522-nucleotide messenger RNA. RefSeq lists its product as uncharacterized. NCBI's taxonomy places the organism in Eukaryota, Fungi, Ascomycota, Sordariomycetes, Microascales, Microascaceae. The transcript is spliced from 2 exons. The coding region runs from base 1 to 522 and encodes 173 amino acids. The record is from RefSeq and is a predicted model, not a curated record.
AUGUCCGGCAUCCUCUCCAACAAGGACGUCAACGCCUCCAUGCUCGCCACCGAGCAACAACCCGCCACCAAGUCCAUCAAGAGCAUGGAAUACCACCGCCAGAUCCUCCAUUCCAAAAUGGAGGCCGAGAAGUCAGUUACCGCUCUCUCUUCUACUAAACCGUCUCUAUCUCCUCCCAGCCACAACCACCACCAGGCAGCUUCCAGCGAAGCCACCGAGCAUGCUCCUCUUCCUCUCCCCAAUCCUAUCAUCCAUAACAAGACUACUUGCCCGGACGAGAACAACCCCGAGAUAUCUCAUGGCAACGACGGGCUUACCAACACCGCCCUGUCCUCUGUGGCUCUUCGGAGACUUAGGCAGAACAAGCAGUAUAUCUCGCCUUCGGAUAACAUCAUGAGUCCUUGUACCGCCAAGCUCAAUGCCCUGCGCAACAAGCAGGUUGGAAAGGUCAAGCCCAAGUCUCUCUUCGCUCAGGGCGUCGCUAAGAAGCUCGAUGCCUCGAAGAAGGACACCGCCUUGUGA